CUACAUCAAUACUACUCCCAUCGAUGUAUGUUGUGCUGACAUAGAAGAUCCUUCCCAGACUAUAGCACGGAUCAGAUUGCCACGCACUGCGCGAUGGCAGAGCAACCGCAACUACAACUACAGUGGUCCGCGCAGCUCUCGGUCGCUGCUGCGAGGACUUCCCUACCCGGCGACAAGAUUCUAUUGCCUCCAUCAGCACUCGAAGCAUUGUUGUCUGCAUCAUCCAACCGAGCCGCCGAAAAUGCUCGCCGUGAUCUACCAGCAUACGAUCCAUACAACUCCGCCACUUACUCAGCUUACCGCCAGGCCGAGUCGCAGUAUCAAGACCAGAAGCAACAACUUCCCUACCCGUUGACCUUUCGACUCGUCAACCCGGAGAGCGGCAGAGUAGUGUACGCGGGGAUCAGGGAGUUCUCGGCGGAGGAAGGCGAGGUGGUGCUGAGUCCGUUCUUGCGUGAGACCUUAGGGUUGAGCGAGCAGCAGCAUGAGAGCAAGGAGGCUUCGAUGACCGUAGAUGGCGAAGAGGGCGUCAACGGGGUACAUCGGCCGACGAUAACUGUGCAUGCCAGACAGUUGGACAAGGGCACAUUCGUCAAGCUACGACCACUAGAGGCAGGCUAUGAUCCCGAAGACUGGAAAGCAUUGCUGGAGCAGUACCUGCGACAAAACUACACGACGUUGACGAAUGGCGCGGUUCUGAUUGUACCCGGUGGCAGAGGCAUGGGUGGCAAGAAGGAGGAGUUCCGCUUUCUGGUCGAUGGGUUUAAACCUGAUGUGGAUGGCGUGUGUAUUGUCGACACGGACCUGGAAGUCGACAUUGAAGCCCUUAACGAGGAGCAAGCGCGCGAAACGCUGAAACGCAUCGCGGCGAAAAUGACUAAGCUGCCAGGCUCAAAUCACGGCAGUUCGGUGGGUGGUGAGAUGGAUCUCUUCAAGCCGCAGGAAGGCCGAGUAUUGCCUGGAGAGUACGUGGACUACCGCUUGUCGUCAUGGGGCAGAGGACAGCCAUUAGAGAUCGAGCUUGCAGGCGAAGAUGAUGGGGAGGUUGACCUGCUCGUGAGUCCAUUCUCGGCUACGCAGCGCGCUAAGCCUCGAGUGGACGAGCAUGUAUUCGCCGAGUUUGAAGGCAGGCCGACCAAGCGCAUACGGCUCGAGCCGAGCAAUGUUGAGCUGGAGAAUGCUGAGGCGCUUUACGUGUCCGUCCACGCCUUUAGCGCUUCUGAAUUACAAACGAACGGUACUGCCAACGGCGAGACGCCAUCGUCAGGACCCGUGCACUUCACACUCACGGCGCGGCAUCAAGACGCGGCUGCAAAAGUCUCUGACACGCAAGGCGUAGAAAUAGAUGCGCCACCCAACGAAGGCGACGUCCGCUGCAAAAACUGCGGCCAAUUCGUACCUCAACGAACACUAAUGUUACACGAAAACUUCUGUCUGCGCAACAACAUCCUCUGCCCGCAAGGCUGCGGCCAAGUCUUCCAAAAGCGCUCCCCGGCAUUCGAGGCACACUGGCAUUGUCCCCACGACACCGCCUACGGCAACACCACCCUCUCCCACCAAAAACACGACACCCUCUUCCAUCCCACUGAGGUUCUCCACUGCUCCGACUGCGGCACGCGCGAAACCUUUCCAUCCCUCCCAGCCUUGUCGCACCACCGCACAACGACCUGUCCAGCGAAAGUAAUCCUCUGCCGUUUCUGCCACCUCGAGGUGCCGCAGGAAGGCGAUCCGGAUGUGCCGAACGCGGAAGCACUGCUCUCGGGUCUGACGCCGCAUGAACUGGCGGAUGGGGCGAGGACGACUGAAUGCCAUCUCUGUAACAAGAUCGUCCGACUAAGGGAUAUGGAGACGCACCUAAAAAACCAUGACCUAGAUCGCUUCGAACGUCCUGCGCCGCACGCUUGUCGGAACGCGAACUGCGGACGCACGCUAGAUGUGUGUUCGCACUCCGGCGACACUCGUGCGGGGACGCGCAUGGGACAGGGUCCAGGAAAUGAUAUCGGACUGUGUAGUGUCUGCUUCGGACCGUUGUACGUGAGUAUGUAUGACCCCGAGGGUAAAGCUCUACGUCGACGCAUCGAGCGACGCUACUUACAACAGCUAGUCUCCGGCUGCGGCAAAGCGUGGUGUCGGAACGAAUACUGCAAAACGGGACGGCAGCAUUUGGGUGUCAGUGGCGGUGGCACUGCUGUGAGCACGAAAGAGGCGCUGCCGAUGAUCAAGCCGUUUUUGGAUGCGUUGGCCAAGGGGGUGAAGGAGACCUCGCUGCAUUUUUGCGUGGAUGAGAAGAGCCAGCGGCAGCGAAUGCUGGCGGAGAUGCUUGCUGCUGAGGACGGUGGAGUGGGUGGGAAAGGUGGGUAUGGGCUUGAGUGGUGUGUGGGUGCGCUUGAGGCUGAGGGUGGAGAUGUGGAUGCGGCGAGGCUGUGGUUGCGGAAUUGGGCGCCGGCCAAAGGGGAGGGGAGGAGGUGAUGUCGAUUCAGCCGUUGUUUCUGUGGUGCAGUAUUUCAGCGUGUAUGAAUGAUAUCUUUAUUAGACCUAUGCUCUGGCAGGAUCCACUCCGCCUGCAAAUAUCGGUUGCAUCGUUCCCGACUAAUAAAUUCUCUG
This is a messenger RNA of Baudoinia panamericana UAMH 10762, 2604 nucleotides long. RefSeq lists its product as uncharacterized. Gene Ontology annotation, molecular function: polyubiquitin modification-dependent protein binding. The record is from RefSeq and is a predicted model, not a curated record. The transcript has a single exon. Gene Ontology annotation, cellular component: VCP-NPL4-UFD1 AAA ATPase complex. Lineage: Eukaryota; Fungi; Ascomycota; Dothideomycetes; Mycosphaerellales; Teratosphaeriaceae. The coding region runs from base 94 to 2469 and encodes 791 amino acids.